UAAGCGCCCCCUCAGUUGUCAGCCAUCAUCAAAAAGUUGUUGUCGUUUGUUUUUCCUUGUCAAUGGCUUGAAAUGAUUUCUGGUUUAGAUGUUUAUGCUUAGAUAAUGAGAUAAAGUCUAACUUGUUUCCUAAUUUCAAGGAUUCAUGGAAUAUCGGACUAUUGUUUAUAACGCAGCAAGAGACGGAAAAUUAGGCCGUCUACGUGUCUUCUUAGACCAACGAUCAAGAGAUGAGGUUUCCAUGUUAAUUCACUCAAAAACAAAUGGUGCUACUCCACUUAUUAUGGCCGGUAGAAAUGGACAUCUUGAUGUGGUCAAAUAUCUAGUAGAACAUUGUAAAGCUGAAAUUGAGCAAGUGGGCUCUGUGACUUUUGACGGAGAGACUAUUGAAGGUGCUCCUCCGCUGUGGUGUGCAGCGGCAGCAGGGCACCUCAAUAUUGUAAAAUAUUUGGUGGAGCAUGGUGCCAAUGUCAAUAAAACUACCUUUACCAAUUCAACACCACUGAGAGCAGCUUGUUUCGAUGGGCAUUUCGCUAUAGUUAAAUAUUUAGUGGAACAAAAAGCUGACAUUGAAAUAGCCAAUCGGCAUGGUCAUACCUGCCUAAUGAUAUCAUGUUAUAAAAAGCAUUUACAAAUAGUUGAAUAUUUGCUGAAGCUCAAAGCUCAGGUCAACAGGAAAAGUAUAAAAGGUAACACUGCUCUUCAUGAUUGUGCAGAGUCUGGCAGUCUGGAGAUAAUGAAACUUUUACUGAAGCAUGGUGCUGUCAUGGUUAAAGACCACUACCAGAUGACCCCACUAAUGGCAGCCGCAGUAGCUGGCUUUCACCAGAUUGUAGAGUACCUCAUCUCUCGUGCUGAAUGCUCUCGGUUAGAGAAAAUUGAAGCUCUAGAGCUCUUGGGUGCAACAUAUAUAGAUAGAAAGCGAGAUAAUCUAGCAGCCCUAGAAGUCUGGCAUAGAGCCUUGAAACUUCGGUUUGAAGAUGGGCAAAAGCCUUUGCCUAAACCUAAAAAUGUGAAACCUGUUGAAGCUUAUGAAUUUGCCGUAGAGGCUCAUUCGAGCAGCAUGCUAGAUGAAAUAGUGUCAGAUCCAGAUGAAAUGAGGAUGCAAGCUCUGUUGGUACGAGAAAGAAUCCUAGGGCCUGCACAUCCAGACACUUCAUACUAUAUCCGUUAUCGUGGGGCUCUGUAUGCGGACAUGGGCAACUUCGACCGCUGUAUUUCUCUGUGGAUGUAUGCAUUAGAAAUGCAGCAGAGUGCUCUGGAGCCAGUCAGCCCUAUGACUCAAUCCAGUUUCUUGUCUUUUGCUGAAUUGUUUUCCUUCAUGACCUCAGAGUGGAGAGGAAAGGACUUAUUUUCUUGUCUCAAGUUUCAGAACAUUAUGGCUGUUUUGCAGCGGGCAGUGGAAGAAGUACAACGAGCCAUCGCUUGUGGAAAAACCCAGAAAACAGUCACAGGGGAUGCAGAAAACCGAAACCUCUCUAACCUUAAAAGGCUAAUGGUCAUUGUGUUACAUUUGCUGUGUCUAAUGACCAGGCUAGAACUGUUAUUGUCAGUGGAUGACAAGCUAGAUUUUAGAAAAAUUGUGUACCGUUUAGUUCGUAUGGCUCCCUUGGGAAUAAAGAGGAGCACCCUCUUACAUCUUGCAUGCACGCGGGACACAACAGACGUUGGACGAUAUCCUAUAUGUAAAUUUCCUAGUCUAGACGUCAUCAACCUUCUUAUCGAGGUUGGAGCAGACACAAAUGCCCUGGAUGAGGACGGCAACUCCCCACUUCAUAUUGCUGCUAAAGAUAUGCCGCUGGAUCGGCAGGUGAUCAAGGUGCUGGUGGAGAGUGGCAGCCACAUAGAUGCUUGCAACAACAGAGGCGACACAGCCCGGGAGCUGUUACAGACUGUACCAUUACAUAGUAUUGUCCCACCUCUCAAGUUCAUGACCCUUCAAUGUCUUGCGAGCAGGGAGAUUGUCAAAAACAGAAUUCCCUACAAAGGGGUCAUCGGCCUGGAACUGGAGAAGACAGUAGAGUUGCACCUUUGUAAAUUUGAUACCAUGAAAUCUAAAAUGGAAGAAAACCUGUGGCCUAGAGAACAUGAAAAAUGAUAAUUGUAGCUACUUUAGAUCUAUUUAUUUUUAACUAUGAAAUGAAGAAAAAGUUUAUUAUCUGUUUGACCUCACUACUUUGUUUUAAUGCAUUAGUUGCUCAUGUAGAUACGAGAAAUUUAUUUAGCUUAAACAGUUCUUAUUUUGCAAGAACUUUUUUUUUCUCAUAAUACAGACUUUCAUAAUACAGCAUUAAGUAUUACAUUCAUUUUGAAUUUUUGUUUUGGUCUACUUUGUAAAUGUGAGAAAAACUUAAGAAAGAAUACUAUAUAGCUGGCAUUUAUAUAUUUUUCAUCAGUUUAAAAACCAAUGUUUUGUUCUAAUAGUAUUUUCAUUAAUUUUUUUUUUUUUUUUUUGCUGCUCUUCUUUUUUAAUUAUGUUAAAACCUAAGUUUGCUAAUAUUAGCUUGCGCAUGGUAUGAGGCCAGACUCAUAAAUAACUAAACUUUCUAAACUAAGAAAUGUGAUAAAUGUACAUUUUUUUCUCUCACUUAAACUGAUUUUUUAGUACCGGUAUUUGAAUGCAUGUGUUUGAGUGCAUCUCUAUAGAUUUAAAUGUUUGUUUUGUUUGUAAUAUGGUAGUUUUCUUAAAUAAUGCUUUGUUAAAUAUGCAUGGAGUUGUUGUUGUUUUUUUCACCAUUUUUUGUUUUUAUUUUACACAUUGGCAUCAUAAUAACCAAUUUAAUAGAUAUGUGUUGUUGUUUUUUUUCUAAUAUACCAAUACCGGUAAUUUUGGGAGUUAUUUAAUAUUAGACCUUCAAAAGUCUAAAAAUCUGCAAAACUUUGUUCUGGAGACUUAAAUAAAACUUCAGUUUACAAUGAACUGUUCACAACGGAAUUGUCCAUUUUAUUUAAUUCUAACAGAUUUUAGUUAGACUCACAGUACCGGUAGUGAAUAUAUAUAUUUUAUUGUGAAAGAUGAUAGUCUAAUAGCCCAGAAAUAAUACCUUUAUAUUUUAAGCCAGUCCAUGCCAGAAUUUCUGUUUAAUUUAAUAAUAAAUAAAAAAACAAACUAAAUGUACUUUUUGAAAUCGUAGUUUCAUUCUUCUCAGUUUUUCAAGCUAGGUAACCUAAGGUAAAAAGUAGUUUUUCACAGAAUUGCUGGACAUUCAACUUAUUUAAACAUAAUCAUUGGUAUAAUAAACUCAAAAAGCAAUGACUAAGCUUAUCUUAUGAGAAUUUCUGUUUCAAAUUAAUUAGUGUAAAAGGAUAAUGUGCCUGUCAUCAAUUGAUUACAGUACUGGUUGUACUGGGCAGUUAGCUUUUGUCUAAAUACUUAUCACAAUACUGACAAUAUUGUAGGUGAUGCUAUUUUGGGAUAUGACUCCAUAUAUAUUUAUAUACAUAUAUAAAUAGCCCAUUCUUAUAUGUGGGUAAAAGUAAUGUCUAAUAUAUGAGGAAAACAUUGAAUGCACUAGUGAAUUUAAAUGUAAACUAAACUUUAAGGUUUCAUUUGUGUAUACAAAUCGGCCAUACUAAUCAUUUUUUUAUCUGUCUUUAAGCCCCACCUCGUAAAUCGACACUCCCUAACAGUCCAAGACAGGUUUAAAUUAAGUUAAUAACUUAGUAAAUGUUUAGAUGUUUGUUUUGUUUUUUGUUUAAAUAGCCAUAGAUCUACAUUAUCUUUUAUUUAUUUACUUGGUAAAAAACCUAGACUGACAUUUCAUACCUUUUCUUAAUUUAUAAUUUAAUCUUGUCAAGCAUUUAUCUAUCCUUAUAUUACAUUUUUAUAUAAUUUAUUUAUAAUUAAUUAUUUCUUAAUUUUUUAAACUUAUUUUUGUUUAUAAUGUUUUCAAAUUUCUAGAGUAUAUUUUUAUUUUGCUUUAAAGACCAUUCACAAAGUUAAGUAUGGUCAUUUGCUCUUUCAUAACAAAAUCUCUCGCCAGUUCUUUAUCAUUUUUACUAACACAGCAAGAAAUGUAGUCAAUUUAUUCAUUAACUAGUUUUAUUAAGUGAUUUUGGCUUAAUUUAUUUUGUACUAAAAGUCUAAUAAUACAACAGCCUUAUCAAUAUUGAUAUUAUUUAGCAAUUUCAAACAUGCAAAUCUUUUGUAGCUAUCAGUUGUCCAUGACAUAGAUUGUAUGCCAAGGGGUGCAAUACUUAUAAAAUGGAGCUAUUUCAACAUAGGAAUGAUAGGAUUAGGGAAUUUUUUUUUUUUGUCCGCCCAGGGGAUUUUUUUGUUUUUCUGUGUCCGCUAACAUAGCAACAACAAGGCAUUAGAAUAUUUCUUACAUUAAAUCUCAACAACUGUUGAAUAAUGCUUUUCGAUUCAAAAGAUCUAUUAUUUUAUCUUGAAAAAAAAAUCAAAUUAACCUUCUUUUUUUUUUCCUGAUUCUAUUUAAUUCAUUUAAUUUACUUGUUUAUAUUUUGAAACAAUGUAUGAUAACAAAUGUCAAGUAGACACUUAAGGAAGGUAUUUUUAUAAAUGAUUUGUUUCAGUAUUUUUUUUUUUGUGUGGUUCUAAUGUUGUAUUUACAAGUUUGAGGUGGCUUAUAGUUAGUAACACUGGUACAUUUAGUUGUACUGAUGGACUGCUUUUCCUGAUAUUUUGUGUUAUAACUUGAAUGUGUGAUCAUCAUCUUUUUAUUAUUACCAAAAUUUUUGCAAAUGUCAUAAAAAAUGACCUAGGUGUCCUAGAUAUAUGUCUGUUUCUUUUAUGAAAUAGCUUUAUCUUUGAAUUAUUAGAAUGUUUUUUCUUUCAUAUUGUAGUUGGAAGUUUCAUGAUUUCAGCCAUUGCCACAAUUUGGGAUUAAUUUUAAUAAGUGGUUGGAGGAGGCAGAAAACAUUCGUCUAGAAUGUCACCUAGAUUUAAUCAAAGCUAGGUCAUCUUCUUGUCUGCCCUUGACUAAUCUGAAUCAUAUACUUUUAUUUCUAUGAUGUUAUUAAGUUUGUGAUAGUUAUACAUUUGUUUAUUUCAUUUUAAGAAAGAGCACAAUUGUAUCUUAGGGUGAUGAUAGUGUUGCCAUAGAAACAUGUUUAUUCAGCAACUAUUGUGAAUAAAUCAAUCAUAGAUGUAAACUAAACUAUCGAUUCAAUUGGAGAAUGAUUUAAAAAACCUGUGUUUUAGAUUGAUUUCAUGAGGAUUGUUUGUAGUUGGUGACUAUCUAGCAACUUGUUGUUACAUUUGAUUAGAGAAAAAGAUUGAAAUGAUGUUGCAUUAAAGAAAAACAAACAGCAAUAUAAGUGUUUGUCUUUGUCUGAUGUUAAUGAAAUAAAAACAUAAUUGUGAUUUUCAAAUUUCAAAUGCUUUCAAAUAAAUAAAAAAUGAAAUUUAUUUAUUUCCUGACAUUUUUUUUUGGUUUUGUUUUUGAAAGUUUGUAAUUUUGUUUUUCAUUUUAUUUUAAUUGUGUGUGUGUGUGUUUUCUUCUCAAAUUAUUGCGAUACAAAUUUGUGCAAUGGUUUAAUAAAAUGAAUUUGUUUUAUAAAUGAGUAGACAAAAUUUAAAGUUUCCUUUUUUUAAAAAUCAAGUUUCAAAGGCUCUCAGUUUAACGUACAAAGUGAAUACGGAACAACAAACAUUUUGUACUGGAAAUCAUUUUUUCCUUUAAAAUUUAGAAACCAGAAUUUUUUUUUUACAGUAUAAUCAACUCUGUAGAGUAAGUUUCCUUAUCAUAAUUAGAUUGUAAUUUUAAAUUAUUGCCAGAAAAGAACUAUUUUAUAAACAAAUAAGUAAUGAGUGUGGUUUAACUUUGAAGUAUAAGAAAAUGUAAAAAUGAUUAAACUUUAAAAUAAAACAAACUUUAAGACGUCAUCUACUAUUUUUACAUUUAAAAGCGAACUACUUCACUUCUGACUUUUUCUUAACAUGUCACUAUAGGAAAUAAAUAAAAAAAAUUCCCUAUAGAUCUAGUAGCUUUCUUUUCAAUUUUACAGUAAGGAAAUAACUUCUUAUAGCAUUAUAUAAUCUGUGCUAUCUGCCAAUAAUUGUUUUCAUGAUCAAAUGUUUGUGUUUCUUAUGUUCUGGUUAACAAUCAAUUGAAGUUUUUACAAAUGUGUUGUUGGUUUUUUGUUUAUCACUUUUGAUAAUGUUCUGUUCUUUGUAUGCUUUCAUAAUAGUAAAGUAUAUUAAAUUCUGUACUUGUUUCAACUCAGAAAGCAACAGAGUUUUCCUUCCUUGCUCUAUCCCCUACUGUGUGAUGAAUUGUAUAGCAUUGAGUGGCAUUCAGCAUUGCAAGGUUGAAAUGAAUCCAUUGUCAUCAGAGAUCAUUUAGCUCAUCUUAACAUGUAACAAGUAAUAAUGAUGUAUCAUGUAUGACAUCAGUGUAAUGAUGUCUCCACAUGGACUUUGUGGAGACCAAUUUGUAAUUUAAGUGACAACCCUCUAGUGUUUGGUUUUAUUUUUUUGCUCGAAUUCUGAAUUUUUCCCUUUCAUGCAAUUAUGAAAAUUAAAUGUAUUUUAAACACUAGCA
Biomphalaria glabrata is the source of this 6506-nucleotide messenger RNA. RefSeq names its product protein fem-1 homolog C-like. The coding region runs from base 146 to 2098 and encodes 650 amino acids. Gene Ontology annotation, molecular function: protein binding. The record is from RefSeq and is a predicted model, not a curated record. Lineage: Eukaryota; Metazoa; Mollusca; Gastropoda; Planorbidae. The transcript has 2 exons.